This is a messenger RNA of Larimichthys crocea (large yellow croaker), 2536 nucleotides long. RefSeq names its product tuftelin 1b (gene tuft1b). NCBI's taxonomy places the organism in Eukaryota, Metazoa, Chordata, Actinopteri, Sciaenidae. Gene Ontology annotation, biological process: intracellular signal transduction. The transcript is spliced from 12 exons. Gene Ontology annotation, cellular component: intracellular anatomical structure. The record is from RefSeq and is a predicted model, not a curated record. Bases 115 to 1260 code for a protein of 381 amino acids.
GCAGGAGAUGUGAAGUUUGAAACACUGACAGGAAGGGAAGGAAAACUGUCGACAUUUUACAUUUCUCUGUUCAUUUUUUUUCAUGUCUCGGCUUCACUUUGCGAACUGAAGAAGAUGAGCGGCGGCGUGACGCAGACUCUGGGAAAUGGAGGAGACGAAGCUAACGAGUGUUGCAGGCGGCUUGGACUCACUCUACAAGACCGGGAUUGGUCAGGCUGCAGCUCGGAGCGCCACAGCAACAAGGAGAGCAGCAUAGCAGUAGUGCUGCCACGAAAACCAGAAGAGCAGGAAGAAGCACUCAUCACUCCCACUGAAGAAAAAGUUGAAGUCAUUAAGGUUUUUCUUGAAGCCCGACCAGAGACAGGAGAGAGUGUCAGGAUGUUGACGGACGAGGUGUCACAGAUUCAGGAGGUGAGGUACUGUCUGAAGACUCUGAGGGAGCAGAUGGCAGCCAGGCAGAACAGUAACAACAACAAGUAUCCCGUCAACGGCUUCAGGGUCAACGUGCCCAGCAGCCUACCAGCUGUCACCAAUGGCAACACUAUGCUCAUUGAGUCAGAUGCUCAUGUCGGGGAUAAUCAGCAGGAGAGUGUGAAGCUCAGGGAGACGACCAAGCGACUGUACGCACAGCUGAAGGAGAUGGAGAAGAGGCAGCAGGAGGAGAGGGAGAGACUGCAGGCCGAGUCAAAUGAGUACGCCGUUCGUCUGGCUGAGCAGUCUGCAAGGCUGCAGAAGGCGGAGGAGUUGUCGGAGGAGAGGGGUCAGCAGGUGGAGGAGUUGCAGAAGCUGCUAGGAAGCAUGGAGAUCGAGAGCGGCAUGCUCAAAGACAAGAUGGCGGCAGGGGAGAUAGAGCUGCUGCAGCUCAAAGCAGACAGGGAGGAUGGGGUGGAGACUGGGCAGAGGUGUGCAGAGCUGGAGGAAGAGCUAGCCAACCUGAAGAAAAAGAUCCAUCACCUUGACGACAUGUUAAAGUGUCAGCAGAGGAAAGUCCGCCAGAUGAUCGAACAGCUGCAGAACUCACGGACGGUCAUCCAAGAGAGAGAUCGAGUCAUCAGGGACCUGGAGGAGAAGGUGGCUUUCCUGGAAGCUGAGAAUAGAGAAAUGCAUGACCACAUGGAGUACUUCCUGGCAGGCCAGGACCCUCCACCACUCAAACCCACAGAGAACAAGCCAGAGGUUGUUUACAGUAAACCACUAACACCGACGACGCAGACCAACAAGGCCCUGCCAUUCAUCAAAGUCAUUGAGAUCAAGUCCUGAAUGGAGUGUCAACCAACAGAAUGACCAGAAGUAAAAUGUCAUGUAAAUAUAUAUUUAACCACCUACCAGUAUAUUAAGUGUAGGUCUGCAGAGAUUUAAAAAAGGCUGGCUUAGCAGACCUCAUGGUGACAAAGCACAUUGGUCUUUAGUUAGUACCUCACAGUUACCGUUGAGGCUGUUCUGCACACCUUCACUGACUCUCUCAGUUUCACACAGAACCUAAAAUAGGAAAGUAAAGGGGAGUUCAAAUUAGGAUGCAAUGAUAGAAGGAAUCCUAAAAAGGAAACCAGGAAGGAGCUGUGCAAUGCAAAGAAUUUUACUGAACUUCUGGGAUAUACAUAGAUACGAAUUUGUGCUGUGCGUACUUGGGUACGUUUUCAAGAUGCAGCGGCAGUAGAAAGAGUUCAGUAAAGUUCUCUGUGUUGUAGUUUCCCAGCUCUGCUUCUUCUUCCCCAUGCAGAAUCUGUUCAAACAGGUCAAUGUAAAAAGGUGGGUUAAGGUUAAAAACUGCUGUUAUUGUAAAUUGUCUGUUACACAUUAAUUUAGACAAAAUGUACAAAUCACAUUGUGUUGAGUGUUUUCAGCUCUUCUUACGACCUACGCAGCCACAGUCCUAAGCAGCAGGGUUCAGGGUCACAUUCCUCAGUGCUUUGCACCUCAUCGCCAAUGGCAGGCAUGCGGUUGGCUAUGUCAAUGUUGAAAUAUGAUUUAUGUUUAAAUUAAAUAUCUUUCUCUGACAUUAGAGUGGGUUGAAUAUACGUGUGAUAAUGCUGUUUUAUAUAUUAGAAUUUUGACUUUUAUUUUAGUUAUGCUGGAAAAUGCCUACUAGAGGCUACUUGUAGAGAUGGAAGCUUGUUGAUAUUUUAAUUCUCAUCUUAGUGCUUCCUCAGCACCCUUCUAUAUAUUAUAUCCUGUUUUGUGCUAAGAGGUUGCAUAUUUAAUAAUAAUAAUAAUAAUAAUGAUAAUAAUUCUGACUUAAUUGAUAAACAUAUGUCCCUUUACAUUAUUGUGUAUUGUUUUUUUUUCCUGUAAAAUCCAGGUUGAACAUUUCAUGUUCAGAAUUACCCUUUACUGUGAACACUGUAGAUCAAUAUGUUGAAGUUCAAGUUGUCCUUUUACUGUAGACAUUGUGAAAUGUAUGUAAUACCUGGUUUAUCUGUCUUAUUUGUACUUUGUCAACUUUUACUAUUCUAACUUUCGUCUGUUGUUGCAUCUUUACUCCAUGUCCUUGUACUGCCACCUAGUGGUGAUAUUAAACACGCUGAGUUGAGAGAAA